Messenger RNA from Haemonchus placei, 1521 nucleotides. NCBI's taxonomy places the organism in Eukaryota, Metazoa, Nematoda, Chromadorea, Rhabditida, Trichostrongylidae. The record is from the annotation of a GenBank genome assembly.
AUGUUUGGAGACGUGAAAUCCAUCUUAGGUGGUGCUACCAAGAAGGAAGAAAAGGAUGAAGUCAAGCAGAUGUCUCUCUUAAAUAUCGGCAAGAAGUCAUCUGCUCGUCGAUCUGAGUCAAGUUUCAAACGCCCUGAGAAAAUGCAUCGGGAAUUAUAUAACCUAAUUGGAAGCUCGGAUGUCAAAGAGGCUAGCACUGUUGUCCCUACUGAAAUCAGAAGAGGUUUUGCCCAACUAAAUGCACAGGUGGGUUCCCUAGGCGGGCGUCCUGUUCGUAAGUACAAGUGGGUCCCUUUCACUAAUGAAGCUCGCAAUGAUUCCUUGCAACUAUAUCAUUGGCAGCGAGUCGACAAACUUGAGAAUCCUGAACCGUACCCAUUCGCCAAGUUCAAUAAGGUUAUCAGUAUUCCUGACUUCACAGAUGAAGAGUAUGAAAAGUACUUCAAGGUGGAAAAAUGGACACUUGAGGAGACAAGACAUUUGUUUGACGUUUGCCGGCGUUUUGACAUACGGUGGCCAAUCGUACAUGAUCGCUAUGAUAGAGAAAAGUAUGGGCUGAGAUCAAUGGAGGACUUGAAGGAGCGUUUUUAUGCCAUAGUGAAUGAGAUAGCCUUGUUGAAGGACCCCACAUGUGAACCGAUCUGUUUCGAUGCUGAUCACGAGCGUAGACGCAAGGAACAGGCAAUCAAGCUUUACAAUCGAACGAAGUCACAGGUUAAAGAAGAGGAAUAUCUCGCAGCCGAAUUGAAAAAAAUUGAAGCGCGGAAAAAGGAACGGGAAAGGAGGGCUCAUGAUCUUCAGAAGCUCAUCAAUACGGUUGAUCCGCCGGCUAGUCCAUCAGUAAGCGGAGCUUGCAUGUCACCGGCAAUGGGUAAGAAAAAGAGUGUCUUCCGUCAAAAAGGGAACUCAACGCUGGCCAGUGCCUCCCGUCUAGUUAAGAUCAGAAGCAUUCGAAAACUUUUGUGUUAUUCACGUAUUUUAGCGGAGCUUGCAUGUCACCGGCGAUGGGUCGAUGUGGCAGUGUCUUCUAUUCGGUUUCCUGAAUUCAAAUCUGCUGGUGCUCAUCUUCGUAGUCAGGAGAUGAAGCUACCGACAAACAUUGGACAGAAGAAGUUGAAAAACAUUGAGGUUGUCUUGAACAAAUGCAAACUAGAUCUAAAUCCAAUGGGGCUGGACACAGUUGUUGCGGCCUAUAAUGAAUUCCGCUCUCUUGUGAUUGCUUUGCAAGAGAUGAAGACGAUGUUGCAGUCUACUGAGUUUGAGCUCGAGAGCGCGCGCGGCAGAUUGAUUGAGGAGGGCAAGCAGCCAUUCGACAUUGAACCGCGUAUGCGUAUCUCCACUCUGCCGGAAGGCGGAUUGGAUCCAGAUGACGUGACUGGAGAAGACGGAGCACCCGCCAGUAUUCGUCGAAUCGCUUCCUAUAUUGAUACUUCGUCUUCGACCAAUCCGUUGCUUGUGCGUAAGCGUAAAUUUGGUGUCUCAUCAUCUUCGAUGGAUCUCGUGCGAUCUCGCAAGGCUUAA